UUCAGUUACUCCCAGCGUAUAAUCCAACUAAGCAAAUAAAAAAUUGUGCUAAAGUAGAAAAACAUAAAUAUUAAAUAUUAAAUAAUAAAUAAAUAGGCAAGUUUUAUUUCCAGCAGUGACGCGGUUUUCCCAGCCAUGACGAGGGUGGUUCUGGAACCGUUGAACCGCUGCGGGGAGGGCAUACCGGUAAUUUCAAUGAUUUCGCGGGUAGCAAUCUGUUCCGACACCUUAUAGCGUGCUAGAAAUGAACCCAAAUCUGAAAAUUAAAGGAAUAGAACAACCGCUUCGUCCAAAUCGAACCCUGGCAGCGAUUCUUACCCCAGAAAAAAAAUCCUGCCAGCUGGAAACAUUCGAAUACGAUCUUUCUAAGAACGGUUCUCUUCUCUACGCUCUCUUCCUCUUUGUCAUCAAGGUCUUUUUUCGUUCCUAAAGCCUUAGUUUUGCUGAUCUCAAUUCGAACCAAUCCGCUCAGUGAGCUUGCCGAUCUUGUUGCGGACAUGGAGCAAUUCCGGCACAUAGGAGAGGUGCUUGGAAGCAUCCGAGCUCUAAUGGUCUUCCGCGAAGAGAUUCGCAUAAACCCGCGGCAGUGCCAACUCCUCUUCGACGCCUUCGAAGCGGCUUUCGCCGGCGUUUCCUACGAGAUCCGACAGAAUCUCCGGCUCGACGAGAAGCAAACGAAAUGGAUGCCCCUUGAACAGCCGCUCAAGGAACUCCAUCGAGUCUUCCGUGAAGGCGAGCAAUACAUUCAUCAAUGCCUAGAGCCCAAGGACUGGUGGGGUAGAAGCAUCUUUCUCACCCAAUCCGCCGAUUGCGUCGAACAUCAUUUACAUAAUCUUCUUUGCUCCAUCCCCGUCAUCUUGGAAGCCAUCGAGAACAUCGGCGAGGUCACCGGUGAUGGCCACGAGGACAUUCAUAGGAGGAGGGUGGUAUUCACCAAGAAGUGUGAAAAGGAGUGGAUGGAACCCAAGCUUUUCCGGCAUAGGUUUGGGGAUCUUUACCUUGUUUCAAAAGAAAUGUGCAAGAGAAUUGAUGUUGUCGCUAAGGAGGAUAAAUGGGCUUUAUUGGAAACCAUAGAUGAUAUGAGAAGCUCUUUGUCGAAACAGGAGAAUCGGUUGGCUGAGCUCUUGAAGUCCCCGAGGGGAAAGAUACAUCCAAUCUCCAUGCUUACGAGCUCACCUGAUUACCAGUUCAGACGGAGGCUCGGCGCGAGCAGUCAUCUUAAGGAGAUUCAUUGGAUGGGAGAGAGAUUUGCUCUUAAGCAUGUCUUUUGUGAUGUGGAGCAGUUGAUGCCAGAGACAUCUCUUCUGUCUUCUCUUACUCACCCAAAUGUAUUGCAUUACAUGUACUGCUUCUCUGAUGAGGAGAAGAAGGAAUGCUACAUGGUGAUGGAGCUCAUGAACAAGGACCUCUCCAGUUACAUUAAAGAGAUUUUCUGCGCGAGGAGAAAGUUUCCUUUUCCACUCUCCCAUACGGUUAAUAUCAUGCUUCAAAUAGCACGGGGAAUGGAGUACUUACACUCUAAAAAGAUCUACCAUGGUGACCUGAAACCGUCGAAUAUUCUCGUUAAGACAAAGAACAGUUCAUCUUCUGAUGCUUAUGUUCACGUGAAAAUUGCAGGAUUAGCACAAUCUGCAGCAAAAGUGCCUUCGAGUCCCGCGACUGGCAAAGAUCCCUGUAUUUGGUAUGCGCCAGAAGUUCUAUCUGAUCAAGAACAACAAAUUGAAGCAGGAAAUGUAAAGAAGUAUACAGAGAAGGCAGAUGUGUAUAGCUUUGGGAUGAUAUGCUUUGAACUUCUUACAGGUAAGGUUCCGUUUGAGGAAGGACAUCUUCAGGGUGAUAAGAUGAGCAAAAACAUAAGGUUAGGAGAGAGGCCUCUAUUCCCUUUUCCAUCACCCAAGUUUCUCACAAAUUUGACGAAGAAAUGUUGGCUGGCCGACCCAAAUCAGAGACCGAGCUUCUCUUCAAUCUGCAGGAUACUCCGAUACAUCAAGCGUUUCAUGAUCAUGAAUCCUGACAAUGGACAGUCUGACCCGCCAUCACCGCCAUUGGAUUACUUUGAUAUAGAGACUAACUUGUCAAAGAAAUUCGAUGGAUGGGAAAGAAGAGAACUGUUGCAAGUCUAUGAUAUUCCCUUUGAGAUGUAUGCUUAUAGGGUGAUUGAGAGAGAGAGGGCCUCCGUAAAAUAUAAGGAGGAAAAUUUUAUUUCAAGCAGUGAUGCAUCUCUCAGUGGCGAGGAGAAUAGACUUCCUGCCGUGAUUCAGGAGGAUGCAUUGUCACUUUCUGUAACAUCUUCGAGCUCUGGUUCUGUAAAAUCAGCUGGUAAUUUAAUAUCCAAUGGCAACAAGAAGACUUUGUUGAGGAAGGUUGAAAUAAAUCCACGGACCAGCAAGCCCAUAGGGAAGCACAACGUGAAAUUGAAAUUAGAGGCUCAGUCUCAGUCUCCUCCUCCACGUUUGCUGUCAAAUGGAAGAGGCAUGAGGUUGAAGUCAGAGAACCGUCUUCAAGCAAUAAAACAAGUUGCGAUGAGCCCCCUCAGAUACCCAGUAAGACGGAAAAAAUCAGGGCAUGCUUCAGAUUCUGAUAUAUAGGUUUAAAAGACAACCAAUCUUCAUUCAGUCUGCUGCUUGCUUAUUUUUUGUUUUUUUUUUUUAUUUUAUUAUUAUUUUUUUAACUUUCUGUGGGGAACUGAAUAAAAGGUAGAUUAGUGAGAGAAAUAUCGAAAGCACGAAAUCACCACUACACGGUAUUUUGAUAUUGGUUCUCCCUUUCAGGUACAAAAACUUGUUGAUUUGCUAUACAACGAUGUUGGUAGUUUGUUGAUGAUUUGAGCAAGAAUAUAUUACAUGCUUUUAAAGGUUCGUGUUUAAUUUUCACUUUCAGAAGAAAAUGCUUAUAUAGUCAUUUUGAAUCAAAAAA
Dendrobium catenatum is the source of this 2916-nucleotide messenger RNA. RefSeq names its product light-sensor Protein kinase. Bases 498 to 2588 code for a protein of 696 amino acids. Gene Ontology annotation, biological process: protein phosphorylation. The record is from RefSeq and is a predicted model, not a curated record. Lineage: Eukaryota; Viridiplantae; Streptophyta; Magnoliopsida; Asparagales; Orchidaceae. The transcript is spliced from 3 exons. Gene Ontology annotation, molecular function: ATP binding; protein kinase activity.